AUGGCGUUGGACAGGAUAAGCAACUUCGAAAUUGAUAUUACAAAGAAAAUUUUCUCAUAUUUGUCCAUCAAGGAGGCAGCAAGGACCAGUGUUGUAUCGAAAAACUGGAGGCACAAAUGGACUGUGCUUCCAUGUCUUGUGUUUGAUGAUGAAAAUGGCUUCUCCACUGAGAUAAUCAUAUCUGAUGUUCUUCUAUAUCAUAGUGGCUCAAUAGACAGUUUCAAGCUUUCCAGUCGAAAAAAUCUCCACGAUGGUUAUAUUGAGCAAUGGCUCCAAAAUCUAUCAAUAAACUCUAUCAAAGAGAUUAUAGUGAAAAAAAGGGAUAGGUACUCAUCAUCCUAUAGAAUCUCCUCCCAUUUGUAUUCUUGUCGAGAAUUGACUCAUUUAGAGUUGUACAAUUGUUCGCUGAAACCCCCAUUGAAACCCCCAUCGACAUCAAAAGGCUUUGAGAUGUUGAAGAGCCUUCGUAUUCGAAGAGUUAUUGUAGCCCGGGAUGUGUUAGAAGAAGUGAUUUCUCACUGUCCUCAGCUUGAGAAGAUAAGUUUAUGCAACUUACGUGGUAUGGAAAAUCUAAAGAUUGAUGCACCCAAUGUCCAAUUUCUUGAACUUCGAGAUGGUUUUGACGAUGUUGUACUUGAGAAUACCCUAGAUCUUGUUGAUGUUUCGAUUAACCGAAAACGGGGUUCUACCGAUUCUAGCACAUUGCUCAAGUUUUUCUUGAAUCUUCCUAGUAUUGAGAGGCUCACACUCGAGGAUAGUUUCUUAGAGUGUGCUAAUGGUUCGUUGCCGGAGAAGUUACCUGAUCCAAUUCUAGCCCUAAAAUUUCUUUCUAUAAGCAUACGCUUGAAUAAUCUGGAGGAUAUUUCAACCGCUAUGUGCCUUCUGAGGAGCUCACCUGCUCUACAAGAAUUAGAAAUUUCGGUUAACAAAGACCGAAAUGUGGCUGAUGAUACCGAAGAAGCAACCUGCAAUUGGUUAAAUAACAAGCAGAAUCGCGCAGUCACUCAACUGCGAGUUUUGAAAGUAACAGGCUUCUCAUGUGUCAAAGCCGAACUGGACUUCAUCGUAUUUCUGCUUUCAAGCUCCCCUGCUCUUCAACAACUAGAAAUUUCGUUUGCGCGGAAAGUUGUUGAAGCUGAGAACUAUUCUUGGUUAUUUGAUAAUCAGAACAAUAUUGGUGCAUUCAUGCAACUGCGACUUGUGAAAGUAACUAGAUUAUCUGGUAACAAAGCUGAAGUAAAUUUCAUCAGAUUUGUUCUAUAUAGUACUUCACCUAUGCUUGAGAAGCUGACUCUUCAACCUGCUGCUUCUGCCAAAGCACUUUGGGAAUUAUUUAAAAUGUUAGGCGAGUUCAUCAACCGCGUCUCAGAACCUGCAGACUUGGAGUUCUUGGACCCAUCAAUUCGUGGGCAUGAGUCUGAUAACUCGUCUUCUUCCGAUUCCGAUGAUGAUACGGAUUGGUGGUAA
Fragaria vesca subsp. vesca is the source of this 1467-nucleotide messenger RNA. Its product is annotated as F-box/FBD/LRR-repeat protein At1g13570-like. Gene Ontology annotation, molecular function: protein binding. The transcript is spliced from 4 exons. The record is from RefSeq and is a predicted model, not a curated record. NCBI's taxonomy places the organism in Eukaryota, Viridiplantae, Streptophyta, Magnoliopsida, Rosales, Rosaceae. Bases 1 to 1467 code for a protein of 488 amino acids.